AGGUGGCCUUUGCCAUGGAGAAGGGCGAGGUCUUCGCUCUGCCCGAGUCCUCCUCGGUCAAGCGGGUCUUCGCGGGCCUCGGCUGGGACGUGGCGGACGGCGCCGAGGUGGACCUCGACGUGUCCGCUGUCUGCCUGUCCAAGGACGGCCAGGAGCUGGGCGCGGUGUUUUUUGGCAACACGAGUGAGUUCGGCCUCGAGCAUUCCGGGGACAACCUCGACGGUGAGGGCGACGGAGACGACGAGGUGAUAUCCGCGGACUUGGAAAGGAUGGACCCAAGGGUGGACCAGAUAGUCUUCGUCGUCAACAUCUACUCCAACGGCGUGACCUUCGACCAGGUCUCCAACGCGUACUGCAGGAUCUUCGACGGCUCGAACAACGAGCUUGCGCGGUACCUGCUGAGAGAGGGGAGGAACGAGAGGGGCCUCAUCAUCUCGCGCCUGUUCCGGGAGCCGGGCGACCGGUGGGGCUUCCAGGCAGUGGGGCAGUUCUGCCGCGGGAAGACGUGGAAGGACGCGAUACCAGAAGUCGUCGCGCUCGUGAAGAAGCCCGCGACGGCGUUCCAGGUCCGCAGCGACACCUCCAUGAGCCUCGGCGGCCCCCCCACGGCCAGCUUCCAGCCCUCGGCGCCCCCGGCGUCGCCCCGCCCCCAUGGAGGCGGCGGCCCUGGCAGGCCCUCGGUGCAGGCCGUGCCCCCGCCGCCCGCUGGCAGCAAGAAGGACUGCGCCGUGAUGUGAGAGGUCCGCGGCCCCGGCGGCCGCGGCGGUGCCCGGCUGGCGGCUGAGCCGCCGCUGUGGCCACAGCCCUUGCCGAAGGGACGAGUUGAGGAGCGGGGGGAUGUCGGAGAGGAUCCUCGUCCCGUCCGCGCGUGCUGCGCGGAGCUCGCACUAAGCUGCUGCCCGCGCGGCCCUCUGCCGGCGCCACCCAGCAGGCCCGCGCGGCCUGCGGCCGACAGGCACGCGCAGGCGUGCGCAGGCCGCCGACUCCGCACCGUCCCCGCAGUCGGGAUGCGGUACCUGGGCUCGAUCCCCCCCCAGCUGCCGCGCGAGGCCACCGCGAGUGCGUCCUGGGACCUCUCGCGCCCCGCGUCAGUUGUGGGACCUGCGCGUCUCGGAGGGGCGCGAGGGGCCAUCUCUGGCUUCCGCGCGAUCCCACGGCUCGCAGCAGGGGCUUCAACAGAAAGUCCCAAGCGAUUCAUCGGGUGCAGGCACCCGGCGAACCACGAAGCCGUUCCGCAGGCGUGUCCCAUUC
Prorocentrum cordatum is the source of this 1251-nucleotide messenger RNA. NCBI's taxonomy places the organism in Eukaryota, Dinophyceae, Prorocentrales, Prorocentraceae. The record is from the annotation of a GenBank genome assembly.